AUGGCGGGGUCCAAUGGCACAAAUGAGGAUGAAUCUUCUUUAACUUAUCAGCAAAUCUUUAAGUUAGACAUUGAUGUUGGGUUCAGUACUAAAACUGCAGUAGCUGUGCUAACAUCUCUGUUCUUCUGUUUUGUAAACUGUGUGAUGUUCUUUGCUCUAAAAAGCAAGCGCAUAUUCCAGGAGACGCCGCGCUACAUUCUUUUUGGCCACAUGCUUAUGAAUGACUCUGUGCUUUUGCUGGUCACAACUAUUAUGUACACAGUGGCUCUCUGUUUUCUUCCAAUACCUAGGUCCGUCUGCACUCUGUUAGUCUUUAUUUCUCAUUGCACUUUCCGUAACGCUCCUCUGACACUAGCACUGAUGUCUCUGGAGCGGUACGUGGCGAUCUGCUUCCCUCUGAGGCACUGCAACAUCGCCACACCAAAAAGAACUGGAAUCGCCAUAGGAAUCAUCUGGUUCCUUAGUUCUAUCAAUUUUGUAACAGAUAUUAUUUUUGUUUUAGUUGUUGACCACAGUUAUUUAGCUGGCAUUAUAUUUUGCACAUUAGAAAAAUUGUUUUUAUUCAAAUGGCAGCUGGAUAAAUAUCAAGCGUUUGAUGUUCUUUAUUUUGUGUCUGUUGCAGUGAUCAUAAUUUUCACAUACAUUAGCAUUAUGAUCACAGCCAGGUCUGUUUCCUCUGAUAAAGAUUCUGCUAAGAAAGCCCUCAAAACUGUGCUCUUGCACUUGAUUCAGCUGGGACUGUGUCUCACCUCUUUUCUGUAUACUAUAAUAGAAAGAACACUAUACAUGAUGACUGGAAGCAACUCUUCUCUCUUCAUAAAUCUAAGAUAUUUAAAUUAUCUUAUUGUUCUUAUUCUGCCGCGCUGCCUGAGUCCUCUGAUCUAUGGUAUGAGAGAUGAAGCCGUGUGGCCCUUAUUUAAAUAUUUCUUCUGUUAUCGUUCAGGCAAAGUAAAGCCCACUGUUAAUGUACAUUAA
Molecule: messenger RNA, 975 nt
Organism: Onychostoma macrolepis
Lineage: Eukaryota; Metazoa; Chordata; Actinopteri; Cypriniformes; Cyprinidae
Product: odorant receptor 131-2-like
Exons: 1
Coding region: 1-975 (324 amino acids)
Biological process (GO): G protein-coupled receptor signaling pathway
Cellular component (GO): membrane
Molecular function (GO): G protein-coupled receptor activity
Source: RefSeq, a predicted model, not a curated record